Triticum turgidum subsp. durum (durum wheat) is the source of this 3594-nucleotide messenger RNA. NCBI's taxonomy places the organism in Eukaryota, Viridiplantae, Streptophyta, Magnoliopsida, Poales, Poaceae. The record is from the annotation of a GenBank genome assembly.
AUGGAGGCGACGGCCAUCAGCAUCGGCAAGUCCGUGUUGAGCGGGGCGCUCAACUACGCCCAGUCUGCCGUGGCCGAGGAGGUUGCUCUGCAGCUUGGAGUCCAACGUGACCACUCCUUCAUCUCGGACGAGCUCGAGAUGAUGCGGGGUUUCCUGAUGGCCGCACAUGAUGAGCGGGAUGACAACAUGGUGGUGAAGAUCUGGGUGAAGCAAGUCCGCGAUGUGUCCUAUGCUGUCGAGGACUGCCUCAUGGACUUCGUUGUACGUCUUGAGAAUCAAUCCUGGUGGUGCCUCUCUCGCAAGGUGCUAGCCCGGCGUUAUGUAGCGGAGCAGAUGAAGGAGCUCAGAGCCAAGGUGGAGGAGGUCAGCCAGAGGAACCAACGGUAUCACCUCAUCAAGGGCUCUAGCUCCAAGCCUACCUCUGCUGUUGGGCAGUCUACCAUCUCCGGUGCGACGAUGUCUGCUGCCGAUGAUGCAAGGCUGAAGCGUCAGAAAGCUAAAAUGGAUCUCGUCAAGUUGAUCAAUUGCAAUGAUGAUGCACUUCGAGUGAUAGCGUUCUGGGGCACAAGUAGUAGUGAUCUGGGGGAGACGUCCAUCAUCAAAAGUGCCUAUGAAGAUCCCAUGAUACACAAGAAUUUUGAUUGUUGUGCUUGGAUCACAUUGGUGUACCCUUUCAAUCAGACGGAUUUCAUUCAAAGCAUUGUUAGGCAAAUCUAUGUUAAUUCUCUUCAAGAGACAGGAGAAGAAGGAAAAUCAGCUAUUGGGGGCCAAGUUUUGAAGAUGAUGGCGACGGUAAACAAAGAUGGUUUGGCUCAUGAGUUCGAGAGAUAUUUGAAUUUCAAGAGUUACCUAAUUGUACUCAAUGGCAUACGCACCAUUGAAGAGUGGGAUUGCAUUAAAUCAUGUUUUCCUGACAACAAGAAAGGAAGUCGAAUCAUAGUAUCCACUGAGCAAGUUGAAGUUGCAAGCUUGUGCAUAGGAGCAGAUGAUGAAGCUCUAGUGCAUAAGAAGUUAUUUGCUGAUCAAUCUCUUUAUGCUUUCUACAAGAAGGUUUCUCAGGAGGAAAGGAAUUCGGAGGAAAAAGGGUCCACCUCAUAUGUAGCCCCUAGCGUUGUUAACAGCUCUGCACACAAGAACAUCCUCGCUCGUAUGGAGACAAUGGCUACUCUAGAGGAAUCUCGCCUCAUCGGGAGAGGGAAUGAAAAAGAGGAAAUCAUCAAACUAAUCUCAAAUAAAGAUCGCCAGCAAUUUCAUGUGUUCUCCUUGUGGGGAAUGGGUGGUAUUGGAAAAACAACACUAGCGAGGGAUAUCUUUCAAAGCCAAGAGAUUAGUAGCAUGUUUGAUAAGCGUGCUUGUGUCACAGUCAUGCGUCCAUUCAAUUCAGCAACACUCCUUGAGAGCUUAACUAUGCAAUUUAGAGAUAGAAAUGAGACAGAUUUAACGAGAUGUUUGGAAGGGAAGAGAUAUUUGCUUGUUCUUGAUGAUUUGUGGUCCAUAGGAGAGUGGGAUGCUAUAAAAAAAUAUUUGCCAGAAACGGCAGCAAGCUGCAUAAUAGUCACCACAAGGGAAGAGAAUAUUGCCAAGCACUGCUCAAAGGAUGGAAUAAACAUAUACAAGCUGAACCAUCUGGGCCCUGAUGACGCACGUACCCUCUUCACCAAAAAGGUAUUUAAGGAGACCGUAAGUUUGGAUGAGCGAUAUCCAGAGUUGGUUGAACCAGCAAAACUGAUAUUGAAGAAGUGCAGAGGGCUUCCCCUUGCACUAGUCACCAUAGGUGGCUUCCUGGCAAACCAACCAAAAACUGCUUUUGAAUGGAGAAAAUUGAAUGAGCAUAUCAGUGCUGAGUUGGAGAUGAAUCCAGAACUUGAGACCAUAAAAGCAAUCCUUAUGAAAAGCUAUGAUGGAUUACCCUAUUACCUCAAGGCUUGUUUCUUGUAUCUGGCCAUCUUUCCUGAAGACCAAAAAAUUGCACGGAGACGCUUAGUGCGUCGGUGGCUUGCAGAAGGUUACUCAAGUGAGGUGCGUGGCAAGUCUCUGGAGGAAAUAUUGGACGGUUACUUCAUGGAACUCAUAAGCAGGAGCAUGAUCCUGCCAUCUCAACGAUCAAUGUAUAGUAGGAAAGGAAUCGACUCAUGCCAUGUCCAUGAUCUGAUUCGUGAAAUUGCCAUCUCAAAGUCUAUGGAGGAAAAUCUUGUUUUCACAUUGGAGGAAGGGUGCGGCUUAAACAAUCAAGGCACGGUGCGCCAUCUUGCUGUAAGCAGCAACUGGAAGGGGGAUCAGUGUGAGUUUGAGAAUAUGGUAGACUUGUCCUGUGUACGAUCACUGACAGUGUUUGGAAAUUGGAGGCCAUUUUACAUUUCUGACAAGAUGAGGUUGCUACGAGUGCUGGAUUUGGAAGGCGACUGGGAUCUAGUUGAUCAUCAUCUUGCACACAUUGGGAAGCUUGUUCAUCUUAGAUAUCUUUCUCUAAAGGGACAGUAUGCUAUAUUUCACCUGCCAAAUUCGUUGGGGAACCUGAGGCAACUCCAGACACUAGAUAUUUCAGGUACAAGCAUAACGAAGCUACCAAGGACCAUGAUGAAGCUUGUGAAGAUGCAACGCAUUCUUGCUGGUGACAUGAAAAAUGGUUAUUAUGAUGAACUUAGGUGGCCACUAAUAAGGUUGCCUUUAUAUUCAGCGGGUUGUUGUGUGGCAUGUUGUGCACCUGGGCUGGGAAAGAAGCUUCUUGGUAUUGAUGAUGUUGCACAAUUUAACAGGCGUGAUGUGUGCACUGCGUUCUAUUGCAGCAUGUUACCUUAUUAUGUGGCAGGAGGACGAAAUCCAGGUGGUGUAGAAGUUCCGAGAGGGGUUUGGAAAUUGAUGGCCCUGGACACACUGCGUACUGUGGAUGUCUCAGUGGGAAAGGCUGUUCUAGAAGAUAUAAAAAAACUCACCCGAUUGCGCAAGUUAGGAGUGACAGGCAUAAACAAGAGAAACAGUCAAGAGUUGUGUUCAGCAAUUGCUCGUCUCAGCAGCCUGGAGUCAUUGUCACUGCACUCAGAAGGAGAGACAGGUUUAUCAGGCUGCUUGGAUGGGUUGUCCUCACCUCCAGAAAACCUGCAGAGCCUCAAGUUGAGAGGCACCCUGGUUGAGCUGCCGGAGUGGAUCCAGGGCCUCAAAAAUCUUGUGAAGCUGAAGCUAGAGUGGUCGAGUAUAUCGGAGCAUGAUGCGGCCAUGCAAGUCCUUGGUAAUCUACCAAAGCUGGCCACCCUACGUCUAUUGUAUGACUCGUUCAUUGGUGAAGAGGUCAGUUUCAUUUUCUGUCGGGAGACAUUCCCAAGCCUGAAGGUGCUGAAGCUGUAUUGCAUAAGAAACCUCAAGUCGGUUGGAUUUGAAGAAGGAGCAGCCCCUAAGCUUGAGUUGCUGCGGCAUUAUAAUGGUUGGAUGAGUCCUAGUGUUGGGUUGUUCUCUGGGUUACAACAUCUCCCAAGCCUCAAGGAAUUUAUGCUGGAGGAGUCGAACUGGAGGAACACCGAGUUCGUGGAGCAGUUGCAAGGCCAGCUGGCAGAAAAUGAUAACAAGCCUGUUCUGAAGAGUUGGAGCCGGGUUUCCUAG